AUGCGCUGCCCAGACCCGGCGCCUGGAGCCCAGGUCAUGCACGUCAUCACGGGCGCCGCGUCGCUGUCCAUGCGACCCCACGCGCAGAGGGCGGCUCUCAGGAAAUACCGGAAUCGGUGGCGACAUAUCGUAGCUCUGAUGGGCGCCUCAAAGCUGCAGCUGGACCGGAAGGCGGCAUCCGGCGAGGACCCCUGGGGCUUCUACUACCAGGUGGCAGAGAGGAACCUGGUGUGGUCCGAGGACCUCACCGCUCGCCUCCUGAAAGCCGCGGUGGCGGCCGGGCUGGGCCUGGAGGAGGAGGAGGUGGAGCAGAGGCUCGGGCGGCUGACCUGCUACCUGCCGGACCUGGUGCACAAGCUGCCGCGCAUGCGGGCCCCGCUGGUGCAGGCCCUGGUGGAAAGGGUGGACGAGAUCCCCGGCCGCGUGCUGGAGCUGCGGCAGGUCCUGCCGCGCGCCAACCUGGGCCGGAUGCUUGCCGACCAUCCAGGCGUGGUGCUGAGCUGGAGUGCCAGGGGGCUGCAGGAUGCGGUGCUUCGGCUGGAGGCCCUGCUGCCCGGCAUCGACGUUGAGAGGGUGAUAGCCGAGUUCCCUGUGUAUCUGGAUGUCGAGGGGGUGCAGGAUGCCAUACGCGAGGCCGAGCGCCUCUUGCCAGGAUACGAUGUGCGUGCAGCCAUGGCACGGGACCCGGAGGUCAUCCACAGCUUCCAGAAGAUGUCGGCCAUGAUUCCAUAUGAUGCCGUCAUGUCGCAGAGCAGGCAGGCCAUGCGUGAUCUCGAGCUCGUCAGCGAGGAAGGCAGCGGGGAGGCCGAGGCCCAGAGCAAUGCUGGCCUCAUCACCCGGCACAAGGCCACCCACGAGGCCCUGCAGAACGCGCUGACCGCCGCCGCGCAGCGCCGACGAGCGGCCCUGGCGGCGUCCGGCGCCUCCCAGCGACGCGAGCUGCUGGGCGCGGCCUCGGCCCAGGGACUCUCGGCUGCCGCCGCAGCGCAGCGGGCCGCGGCGGCCUCCUCCCGUCUGGCCACCUCCCAGAACGUGACCCAGGGGCUGAAGCGGGCUCGCCAGGUGCUGGCGGAGGAGCUGCAGCACACGUCUGCCACGUUGGCCGCCCUGGACUCCAGCCACGGCCAGCUGCGCGGGGCGAGAGACGAGUACGUCGGCCAGGCGCCCCUGCUCAAGAGAUCGCGGCGCCUGCUGCGCACCAUCAACUGGCAGAGCAACCUGGACAACAUCCUCCUGUGGACCGGCGUCAUCAUCUUUGGUGCCGUGGCCUUAUACAUCGUCCAGAAGCGUGUGUCCUACUUUGUCCCCGGGUCGCUGAAGCCAGGAAACGUCCUCGCGCUGCUGAGGCACAGGGCCGGUGCAAGCCAUGCCGGAUCCGUGAUCGCGACGCUGGCGGGCGAGGCCGUGGCCUCUGGCCCCACUACCACGUCAUCCCAGGCAGCCCAGACGGCAGUCCGAUGCUUCCGCAGCCUGGUGCAGCAUUCCCAGCAGCAGGCGGGGGCCCCGGUGAUGUCUGCCCGACAGUUCAACCGGCAGCUGCAGAAGGUGGAGCGGCAGCUGGGGCGGCGCCUGUUCAGCACCGACCCGCCCCCGCCCAAGGGCUGGAGCAAGUUUUAUCCCAAGCGCAAGGGCGCGCCCGGCAAGGGCGCGUCCGGCAAGGAGGUUCCCCCUGGGAAGAAGGAGACGGUGGACUUUUUGGAGGCCCUGCGCGCCAACGCCGGCCCCCUGCUCAUCAUGGUCCUGGUGUCCCUCUUCCUGCUGCCCAGCCCCAGCACCCAGACCAGCCGCGAGGUGUCCUUCCAGUGGUUCCGUGCCCACGCGCUGCCCACCGGCGCGGUGCAGCGCGUGGAGGUGGUCAACCGGAACAAGGUCCGUGUCUACAUGUCUGCCGCGCCGGGCGACGGGCUGGGCAUCACGGGCGACGCCCAGGCGACCAUGGAGACUGGCGACGGCGCGGGGGUGGGUUCGGGGGGCGGCGCCGCCGACCCCAUCCCCGCCCCGCCGUCGCUGUCCCCCCCCAGCGGGAAGCGCGGCGGCCAGACGGUGCUCUGGUUCAACAUCGGCAGCGUGGACGCCUUCGAGCGCGCGCUGGAGGCCGCGCAGGACGCACUGGGCGUGCCCGCCGAUCGGCGCGUGGACGUGACGUACGUGGACGAGGUUAUGUGGUCGAGCGAGCUGUGGAAGCUGAUGCCCACCAUCCUGCUCAUCGCGGGGUACGUCUGGUUCACGCGCCGCCAGCUGGGCCAGAUGCUGGGCGGGCAGGGCGGCGCGGGCGGCGCGCGCGGCAUCUUCAACGUGGGCAAGGCCAAGCUGGGCGCCAUGGACCCUGCGGCCGCCAAGGUGUCCUUCAAGGACGUGGCAGGGUGCGACGAGGCCAAGCUGGAGAUCAUGGAGUUUGUCAACUUCCUGAAGAAGCCGGGGAAGUACAAGGAGCUGGGCGCCAAGAUCCCGCGCGGCGCGCUGCUGGUCGGGCCGCCAGAGUGUUUGUCGGGGGUGGGCCCCGCGCGCGUGCGCGACCUGUUUGCGCAGGCCCGUGCCCAGGCCCCCUCCAUCAUCUUCAUCGACGAGAUCGACGCGAUCGGGCGCGCGCGCGGGCGCGGCGGCUUUGCCGGCGGCAACGACGAGCGCGAGAACACGCUGAACCAGCUGCUGGUGGAGAUGGACGGCUUUUCCACCACCGCCAACGUGGUGGUGCUGGCGGGGACCAACCGCCCCGACAUCCUGGACCGGGCGCUGAUGCGGCCGGGGCGCUUCGACCGCCAGAUCAGCCUGGACCGGCCCGACAUCGCGGGGCGGGAGCAGAUCUUCCGCGUGCACCUGGCGCGCAUCACACUAGACAAGGAGGUUGGGUUCUACUCGGAGCGCCUGGCGGCGCUGACCCCCGGCUUCGCCGGCGCCGACAUCGCCAACGUGGUGAACGAGGCGGCACUGGUGGCCGCGCGCCGCGACCUGCGCGCGGUGGGCAUGCCCGAGUUCGAGGCGGCGGUGGACCGCGUGAUUGGGGGCCUGGAGAAGAAGAACAAGGUGAUCAGCGGGGAGGAGCGGCGCACCGUGGCCUACCACGAGGCCGGGCACGCAGUUGUGGGCUGGUUCCUGCGCCACGCGGAGCCGCUGCUCAAGGUGUCCAUCGUGCCGCGCGGGUCGGCGGCCCUGGGCUUUGCCCAGUACCUGCCCAACGAGAACCUGCUGGCUACGGGGGAACAGAUGGCGGACAUGAUGGCCAUGGCCCUGGGCGGGCGCGCCGCAGAGCAAGUCAUGCUGGGCCGCAUCUCCACCGGCGCCCAGAACGACCUGGAGCGCGUGACCAAGAUGGCCUACGCCCAGGUGGCGGUGUACGGCAUGAACGACGCGGUGGGCCUGGUGUCCUUCCCGCAGGAGGAGGGCGCCUUCAACAAGCCCUACAGCGACGACACCGCGCGCCUGAUCGACGGCGAGGUGCGCGCGCUGGUGGCGGGGGCCUACCGACGCACCCUGGCCCUGCUGGAGGAGAAGCGCGGCGCCGUGGAGGCCAUGGCGCAGGCCCUGCUGGAGCGCGAGGUGCUGGGCACCGAGGAGCUAGAGGCGCUGCUGGGCGAGCGGCCCUACCGCUCCGCGGAGCUGCGCAACAUCGACAAGUUCAGGGACGGGGUCUAG
Molecule: messenger RNA, 3633 nt
Organism: Auxenochlorella protothecoides
Lineage: Eukaryota; Viridiplantae; Chlorophyta; Trebouxiophyceae; Chlorellales; Chlorellaceae
Product: ATP-dependent zinc metalloprotease FTSH 10, mitochondrial
Exons: 10
Coding region: 1-3633 (1210 amino acids)
Biological process (GO): retrograde vesicle-mediated transport, Golgi to endoplasmic reticulum; mitochondrial protein processing; protein-containing complex assembly
Cellular component (GO): chloroplast thylakoid membrane; m-AAA complex
Molecular function (GO): ATP-dependent peptidase activity; SNAP receptor activity; ATP binding
Source: RefSeq, a predicted model, not a curated record